GCCCACCGGGCCAUCCAUGGCGCUGCAGUGACGGCCAGUCGGACUUCAUCCAUGUUUUCUGAGUGUAGGAACGUGUCUGGAAGACUCUUCACACUGAGCUGCCGUCUGUCUCCACUUAACCUCAGCUGUAGCGCCACCUUCAAAAGCAGUCGACACUCCCUGAGAGCGAACUUCUCGACACGCUCCUGUUCCUCUUUACGUUAUUCAGCUUCUUAUACGUUCUGCAACCGCCCUGUUCUUUUUCUUUCUCGCCUCUUCUCACUCCUUUCCUCUCCUCCUCGCUCUCUGAAGGCAUCUCGUUGGCUUUCUCAGGCUGCUGUUUCCAUGGAGUUAAAGGCAGUUCUGGAAGUUCUCGAGCAGCUCGCUCCGCUCUCAUUGGCCGAAUCGUGGGAUAAUGUCGGUCUGUUGGUGGAACCCAGCAAACCACGUCCAGUCAAAGCGAUCCUGCUCACUAACGACCUCACAUCCGCUGUUAUGGAUGAGGCCGAAGCGAUGCAGUGUGACCUCAUCGUUUCAUACCACCCACCUCUGUUUCGGCCAUUCAAGCGGCUGGUUCAGAAGGACUGGAAGCAGCGACUGGCUGUCCGAGCCAUAGAAGGUGGGAUUGCGGUUUUCUCCCCGCAUACAUCAUGGGACAGCGCCAAAGAUGGCCUGAACGAUUGGCUGAUUGGCGGAUUAGGUGGUGGGCGGGUGUCGGUGUUAAGCCAAGCUCUCUGUAGCGCCCCCCAAAGGAAUCGAUUGGAGUUCACUGCCAGGAGUCAAGAGGAGCUCGACAGUAUCAUGAAGCUACUGAAGGAAACAGAAAACAGUGAAGCAUUUCAGUACACUGUCCUUAGAAAUGAGGAAGGGGGACAGCAAGUGAUCCUGACCUGUCCCAGCUCAGCACUGACCCCUGUUGUUCAGACCGUGUUAGGAAACGCCACAGCCAGCCAGUCCCUCAGCAUCACGCAGGUUCAGCAGCCCCCCAUGCUGGGCUGUGGUCAAGGGCGACAUAUUGUUUUGGACGAGCCUGUGUCUGUGGCUGUGGCAGUUCAGAGAAUGAAGACGCACCUCGGCCUGCCUCACCUCAGACUGGCCCUGGGAGAGCAGAGAACUUUAGACACGGUUGUGAAGACUGCGGCCGUCUGUGCUGGGUCAGGAGCUUCUGUCCUGCAGGGAGUGAAAGCGGAUCUCUACAUUACAGGUGAGAUGUCCCAUCAUGAGGUCCUGGACGCCGUUGCCAAGGGAACGAGUGUGAUCCUGAGUGACCAUAGCAACAGCGAGAGGGGGUUUCUGAGUGUGUUUAAGGAGCGGCUGGCUGCCCGUCUACCGGACUCUGUUACCAUAGCGAUCUCAAGAAGAGACCGAGACCCCCUAGAGGUGGUGUGACCUCGCUGGCCCUCAGGGCACUUUAUCCCGACCUUUUUCAGCGAGGGUCCUCUGUUAUUGUCCGACACUGUUUAAAAAUUUGGAAUCAUUUAAUAUACUAUAAUAAUAAGAUUUACAUAUAAACUAGACUCAAAAAUGGAUUUAUAUUUCAAACAAUUUGGGAGCAAUAAGUUAUUAAAUGAUAAGUAAUGUGUUGUAGUUGUCUAUAUACAAUCUGCAGUGACAUUUGAUCACUACUAUAAACAACCAGACUGGUUUCAUAUU
This is a messenger RNA of Colossoma macropomum (tambaqui), 1632 nucleotides long. It is a transcript of the gene nif3l1, whose product is annotated as NIF3 NGG1 interacting factor 3-like 1 (S. cerevisiae). NCBI's taxonomy places the organism in Eukaryota, Metazoa, Chordata, Actinopteri, Characiformes, Serrasalmidae. The record is from RefSeq and is a predicted model, not a curated record. The transcript has 7 exons. The coding region runs from base 52 to 1368 and encodes 438 amino acids. Gene Ontology annotation, cellular component: cytoplasm; mitochondrion.